Sorex fumeus (smoky shrew) is the source of this 3384-nucleotide messenger RNA. It is a transcript of the gene GRIK3, whose product is annotated as glutamate ionotropic receptor kainate type subunit 3. Gene Ontology annotation, biological process: modulation of chemical synaptic transmission; synaptic transmission, glutamatergic; monoatomic ion transport. The record is from RefSeq and is a predicted model, not a curated record. Lineage: Eukaryota; Metazoa; Chordata; Mammalia; Eulipotyphla; Soricidae. Gene Ontology annotation, molecular function: kainate selective glutamate receptor activity; transmitter-gated monoatomic ion channel activity involved in regulation of postsynaptic membrane potential. The coding region runs from base 285 to 3044 and encodes 919 amino acids. Gene Ontology annotation, cellular component: postsynaptic membrane; presynaptic membrane; kainate selective glutamate receptor complex. The transcript has 16 exons.
GAGCCGACGCGAGCCGGAGCCGAGUCCGAGCGGAGCCCCAGGAGCCUCGCUCGCGGGCGGCCCGUGGGCGGCAGCCGGGCGCGGCGGGCGCCGGCGGGGCGGCCCCCCAGUAAGAUGUGCGCGGCGCCGCGGGGCGCCCCCCACUCGCAGCGGCGCUCGCGAGCCGGAGCCGGGCAGCUGGGCCAGGCGGCGCCUCGGGGGCUGCUGCGCGCCGGCGCCUAGAGCUGCCCGCCCCAGGGAGCCCGCCACGGCCGCGCCCCGGGCACGCUCGGCGGCGCCCAACGAUGACCGCUCCCUGGCGGCGCCUCCGGACUCUGGUUUGGGAAUACUGGGCCGGGCUCCUCGUGUGCGCCUUCUGGAUCCCGGACUCGCGCGGGAUGCCCCACGUCAUCCGGAUCGGAGGAAUCUUCGAGUACACAGAUGGCCCCAAUGCCCAGGUCAUGAACGCAGAGGAACAUGCCUUCCGGUUUUCUGCCAACAUCAUCAACAGGAACAGAACUCUGCUGCCCAACACAACUCUCACCUACGACAUCCAGAGGAUUCACUUCCACGACAGCUUUGAGGCCACCAAGAAGGCCUGUGACCAGCUGGCCCUGGGCGUGGUGGCGAUCUUCGGGCCCUCACAGGGCUCCUGCACCAAUGCCGUCCAGUCCAUCUGCAAUGCCCUGGAGGUGCCCCACAUCCAGUUGCGCUGGAAACACCACCCGCUGGACAACAAAGACACCUUCUAUGUCAACCUGUACCCCGACUACGCCUCCCUCAGUCACGCCAUCCUUGACCUGGUGCAGUACCUCAAGUGGCGGUCGGCCACGGUGGUCUACGACGACAGCACAGGGCUCAUCCGCCUACAGGAGCUCAUCAUGGCUCCGUCAAGAUACAACAUCCGCCUAAAGAUCCGCCAGCUGCCCCUGGACUCAGACGACGCACGGCCCCUGCUGAAGGAGAUGAAGCGCGGCCGGGAAUUCCGCAUCAUCUUCGACUGCAGCCACACCAUGGCCGCGCAGAUUCUCAAGCAGGCCAUGGCCAUGGGCAUGAUGACCGAGUACUACCACUUCAUCUUCACCACUCUGGAUCUCUAUGCCCUGGACCUGGAGCCCUACCGCUACUCGGGGGUGAACCUGACUGGCUUCCGCAUCCUCAACGUGGACAACCCCCACGUCUCGGCCAUCGUGGAGAAGUGGUCCAUGGAGAGGCUGCAGGCGGCACCCCGUGCUGAGUCCGGCCUGCUGGACGGGGUGAUGAUGACUGACGCAGCCCUGCUGUACGACGCUGUCCACAUCGUGUCCGUGUGCUACCAGCGUGCGCCCCAGAUGACCGUCAACUCCCUGCAGUGCCACCGGCACAAGGCCUGGCGCUUCGGUGGCCGCUUCAUGAACUUCAUCAAGGAGGCUCAGUGGGAAGGAUUAACUGGACGGAUUGUUUUCAACAAAACCAGUGGCUUACGCACGGAUUUCGAUCUGGACAUCAUCAGCCUGAAGGAGGACGGCCUGGAGAAGGUCGGGGUGUGGAGUCCUGCUGAUGGUCUCAACAUCACGGAGGUUGCUAAGGGCCGCGGCCCCAAUGUCACCGACUCGCUGACCAACCGGUCACUCAUUGUCACCACCUUGCUGGAGGAGCCCUUCGUCAUGUUCCGGAAAUCCGACCGGACCCUGUUCGGGAACGACCGGUUCGAGGGCUACUGCAUCGACCUGCUGAAGGAGCUGGCGCACAUCCUGGGCUUCUCCUACGAGAUCCGGCUGGUGGAGGACGGCAAGUACGGGGCGCAGGACGACAAGGGCCAGUGGAACGGCAUGAUCAAGGAGCUCAUCGACCACAAGGCAGAUCUGGCCGUGGCUCCUCUGACCAUCACCCACGUCCGUGAGAAGGCCAUCGACUUCUCCAAGCCCUUCAUGACCCUGGGCGUGAGCAUCCUGUACCGCAAGCCCAAUGGCACCAACCCCAGCGUCUUCUCCUUCCUCAACCCUCUGUCCCCGGACAUCUGGAUGUAUGUGCUCCUUGCCUACUUGGGGGUCAGCUGCGUCCUCUUUGUCAUCGCCAGAUUCAGCCCUUAUGAGUGGUACGACGCUCACCCCUGCAACCCAGGCUCCGAGGUGGUGGAGAACAACUUCACUCUGCUCAACAGCUUCUGGUUCGGCAUGGGCUCCCUCAUGCAGCAAGGCUCUGAGCUGAUGCCGAAAGCCCUGUCCACACGCAUCAUCGGGGGCAUCUGGUGGUUCUUCACGCUUAUCAUCAUCUCUUCCUACACGGCCAACCUGGCCGCCUUCCUGACUGUGGAGCGCAUGGAGUCACCCAUUGACUCCGCCGAUGACCUGGCCAAACAGACCAAGAUCGAGUAUGGGGCCGUCAAGGAUGGCGCCACCAUGACCUUCUUCAAGAAGUCCAAGAUCUCCACCUUCGAGAAGAUGUGGGCCUUCAUGAGCAGCAAGCCCUCGGCACUGGUGAAGAACAAUGAGGAGGGCAUCCAGAGGACACUGACGGCUGACUACGCACUGCUCAUGGAGUCCACCACCAUCGAGUACGUGACCCAGCGCAACUGCAACCUCACCCAGAUUGGGGGCCUCAUCGACUCCAAGGGCUACGGCAUCGGCACCCCCAUGGGCUCCCCAUAUCGGGACAAGAUCACCAUCGCCAUCCUGCAGCUCCAGGAGGAGGACAAGCUGCACGUCAUGAAGGAGAAGUGGUGGCGUGGCAGCGGGUGCCCGGAGGAGGAGAGCAAGGAGGCCAGCGCCCUGGGCAUCCAGAAGAUUGGCGGCAUCUUCAUCGUCCUGGCCGCCGGCCUCGUCCUGUCUGUGCUGGUGGCCGUGGGCGAGUUCGUGUAUAAGCUCCGCAAAACAGCAGAGCGAGAGCAGCGUUCCUUCUGCAGCACCAUGCUCGAUGAGAUUCGCUUUUCCCUCACCUGCCAGCGUCGGGUCAAGCACAAGCCGCAGCCUCCCAUGAUGGUCAAGACCGACGCCGUCAUCAACAUGCACACGUUCAAUGACCGCCGGCUCCCGGGCAAGGACAGCAUGAGCUGCAGUGCCUCUCUGGCCCCUGUGUUCCCCUAGGCGCAGGGCUGGGACGCCGGGCCUGGGGCAGGACAGAGGAAAGCGAAGGAGACAAGAAGGAAGGUCCCCUGGCCCCUGCUGGCCACAGGGACCAGAGCUGCUGCCCACCUGGUGAGCCAGGAGCCCUCUGCCCUUACCUCCUAGGAAACCAGCAGCCCCCGGGCCAGCUGCUGGGGCUUCACUCUCCUUUCAUUUCUUCUAUGGGUUUCUAAAGCUGCCAGCCGAGACAGCCAAGGCCAAAGGAAGCACACGCCUCUCUCAGGCCAAACCUACCUGCCCCUCAACCACCCUCCACGGUCAGAAGUUGCCCCCACAGCCCCACAGAGGCCAAAGAACAUGG